Molecule: messenger RNA, 231 nt
Organism: Lymnaea stagnalis (great pond snail)
Lineage: Eukaryota; Metazoa; Mollusca; Gastropoda; Lymnaeidae
Source: the annotation of a GenBank genome assembly
UCCAAGGCCAGAUAUGAGAAGAAUCUCCUGCUGUUUGGUGAUCAGGAGAUAGAGAUAAUGUCUGUUGGCAAACUGAGGUGGGUGGUCAGAAAUGAAGCUGACCUCCUGAGGAUUGCCCAGGCCAACCUUAAGAAGUCUAGUCCUGUGUGUGAUUCUGCUACACUUAUUUUGGAGGCCAACUCCUCAACAGAGUCUGCCAUGUAUGGGGAAAAGAACGGCAGGGACCGUUCU